Molecule: messenger RNA, 3642 nt
Organism: Pygocentrus nattereri (red-bellied piranha)
Lineage: Eukaryota; Metazoa; Chordata; Actinopteri; Characiformes; Serrasalmidae
Gene: rhoaa
Product: ras homolog gene family, member Aa
Exons: 5
Coding region: 23-703 (226 amino acids)
Biological process (GO): stress fiber assembly; cell migration; small GTPase-mediated signal transduction
Cellular component (GO): cleavage furrow; dendritic spine
Molecular function (GO): GTPase activity; GTP binding
Source: RefSeq, a predicted model, not a curated record
GCCUCCCGCGCUAUAGGUGGGGAUGAAAGGCGUGGGCGUGUCCGCGGCGUGGCAGUGGGCGGGGCCUCUGGGCGGCGGAGAGGAGAAGAGAGAGAGUGAGAGAAAGCGGAGAGAAAAGACGAUGGCUGCAAUUCGCAAGAAGCUGGUGAUCGUCGGGGAUGGAGCCUGUGGGAAGACGUGUUUGCUCAUCGUGUUCAGUAAAGAUCAGUUUCCGGAGGUCUACGUACCUACAGUGUUUGAAAAUUAUGUUGCAGACAUCGAGGUGGACGGCAAACAGGUGGAGCUGGCGCUGUGGGACACGGCAGGACAGGAAGAUUACGACAGGCUGAGGCCGCUGUCAUACCCAGAUACUGACGUCAUCCUCAUGUGCUUCUCCAUAGACAGCCCGGACAGCUUGGAGAAUAUUCCAGAAAAGUGGACGCCGGAGGUGAAGCACUUCUGCCCGAAUGUGCCCAUCAUCCUGGUGGGGAACAAGAAGGACCUUCGCAAUGAUGAGCACACGCGACGGGAGCUGGCCAAAAUGAAGCAGGAGCCCGUUAAAGCGGAGGAAGGGCGAGACAUGGCCAACCGCAUCAACGCCUCCGGGUACCUGGAGUGCUCCGCCAAAACCAAGGACGGUGUGAGGGAAGUGUUCGAGAUGGCCACAAGGGCAGCGCUGCAAGCCAAGAAACGUAGCAAGAAGAGUGGCUGCGCUCUACUAUAGAGGAAGAGGGGAGUUUUGAGGGAAGGGGGGAGGAGGGAAACCAAACCAGGCCACAGAAAAGAGAGAGAGAAAGACAUAUGGGAGGGAGGGAGGGCGCGCCCCCUAGUGUUAGCUAGGCAUUUAGGGAGGGUCAUUUUACAAAAGCAGGCCAAAGGACCUAAAGAUUGCGGGGAAUCAACAAAAAAAGGGACCUAGAUAUUUCUUUCCAGCACGACGCGUUGCUGUUUGUCCAUUUCCAGAUCAGGGUUAGCCUAAUAAAGCCUUUGUAGUGGACAUAGGUCAGGUCAGGAAAGCGAGUUUGGUAAAGUUCGUCAGGCAUAGACAGCGAUUUGCUAAUUGACACGUCCAGGCUCCGCCCACAAAUGUGUUCUUUUGUAGCUAACGGUUGAAAUUUACUGGAAUUGCGUUCGACUCUAAUAAGAAAUCGUAACUUUUUUUUUUCUUCAAAAUUCGAGGGUUGGGACAAUGAAGGUAAAACCACAGAGCAGCACACGGAUAAGGAUCACUGUACUUCAUCAGUUCUGAGUUCUGUGCUGGAUCAGCCUCUUUUUAAUUGCUUAAUAAAACAAAAUUUCCAAAUAUUAAACAGAAUUAACAAAAAAUAAACACCAACAUAAGGAAGUUUUUAAAAUAUUUGGCCCUAAAUUUUUUUCCAUUUUUCGGAGUGUCUCGAUUAUAUCGUCAGUACUAAACUCAGAACUGAACCCACACCAGCAGGAUCUAAAGAAUGCACCUAUGUUUACAGCAACCGAGCCUUCAUAGGCAGAACAAGGCCAGUAUAUACACCCCAGACUUUAUCUGCAGUGCAAAACUGAGUAGCUGGUACCAAAAGCAGGACGAGUUGACUGCACAGGCACCAUUCAGUGGAAAAACGGCUUUUAAAUCAAGUGAAUAUUUUCUAUAUCAGUAACCUUAUUUACAUGUGUUGUACUGUAAUAGCACCAGUAUUUACAUUUUAAUGAAUAACGCUAAUCAGUACAUUCAGUGUUUUCUACUGCAGGGUACCUGCUCAAUCGACCCGACCCUACUUGCUUUUAGUACCAGCUGUAGAUAUAGCGCCCCCCAGUGUAGCUGCUCGUCACUGCGACCCUGCCGUGACGUGGAGAGAUGCAUUUUGUUCAGAAGAGGCAGCAAGACAAAAGACUGAUAAAUGAAAGAGAGGAGGGUAAAGAGAGCGGUGUGAGUGGGUGAAGUGUAGCGCGUGUUAAACGUUCAGUAAAAAUGAUUUGGAUUUUUUCAUCAUGCCCACGUUUAGUCCAAAGCUUUCUCACGGUCGUCUCCAGACGCCCUCGUCACGCGAUCACGUCUAGCCGUUAGGUCGAGUGGGAUUGCUUGUCUGACCGUACGACGGUUACACGUUUGUGGGCGGAGCCUCGACAGGACAAGCGCUGAAUCUGAAGUAACUUCUGUUCAUACGAUUAUGACGCCCAGAUUUAUGUACUGUAACGGGGGAGUCGCGUCCGAUUCAGGCUCUGCUCGGCUCUGCUCGGCUCUGCUCGGCUCCCAGGGACCCAGUUUUUGUUCUUUGCUGUCAGCUGUACUGCUACUGUCCUGUGUGCGCUCAUCUUUUUCUCCCCUCCAGAAGACACACUAACCCCCGUUAGUUAAAGCGAUAGUUUGACGAAAAGUGAAUAUGCUAAUUGGUGGAGUAUAAGGCUACGAAGAUGAUCAACUCUGAUCAGCUCUCAGCUUCAUUAUUAGAGCGAGGCGAAGGAGAAAAAGGUGAGAUGAGCUGCUUUACCACCGUUUACAGGCUUUAACGUCUGGUCGGCGCUGUUGCCAUGGUAACGCUGAGCGAUGGGCACGCGCAGUGGAAAGAAAUGCACGUGAAUUCCGAUCUGAGCGUCACACGGCCACGAAUCGAAUACGUAUCAGAUAGGACCACAUAUGGAAGUGGCUCAGGUCGGAUUUGAAAAGAUCAGAUUUGCGUCCACACUGUCCUGAAAACACCAGAUCUGAGUCACAUCAGGGCAGAAAAUCAGAUCUGUGACACUGAAAUCUGGGAAUGUGGACGAAGCCUAAGCUCCAUUUGCCUCUGAGCUUCAGGGCGAAACUAAAGAAGCAAAUUUGACACCAAACAUCUUGGCCUAUCAACUGCAUUUGAGCGGCAAGUGUUGAAAUCCACCCCCCAAACUAUCGUUUUAACAGAGCAGACCCCUCUCUAGCCCUGCCCCCCCUCCCUCAGUUUAGUCACUGGUUGAAAUCGUUAUCAGUCUCAUGCGUCUCAGACACAGCGAGCGUUUUUGACCUAUUUAAAUGUAACUCACGUUUUUGCCUCUUGCCUAUAAAGUUCUAAGUGAAACGCGUUUAGCAGUAAUGAUGCUGCUGCUUUACUUUUGUGGCUAUUUUAUAUGCGCCUUUGUGUCUGUGAUUUUUUUAAAGGAACUAUCAGGUCAGUCAGCGCUAUCGAAGCUCAAAGCCGAUCAAACUAAAGGCCGCAGUCUCGCGGGCCGUCAGUUACGGUUUCUUUUUGGUUCCUCUGGUUUGCCAGGUUUUUAUAGCUGAUGUUGAGAAAUGGAUUCCUUUAUUUCUUCAGAAAGAAAAGAAAAAGAAAAAAAAAAAACCCAAACAAACCCAGAAGCUCCCUCCGCUGGGUUUUCCUUUACUGUACUAUGUGCUUCAGCUGUUUGCAGCACGCUGUACGCUUUAGCAGUUUUGUGGCGUUCUACUGGCUCGUUCUGUUUCGUUUUCAUUUAUAUUUUAAAUAUACGAUGUUAAAUUAGAACUUAUGUCUUAAACGGAAGAAAAAAGUCCAAAGUAGUGGAUAUUUGGAGAAACGGUUUUAUUGCCAUGUUAUAAAAUGCAAGUAAUUUCUUAAGAGAUUCUGCAUUUGAUUGUAAGAAAAGAAAAAAACCUUUGAUGCAUCAAUAAUGUUUUGUAUACCGACGCAUCUUUGGAGUUUUAAAGUACGAGAGAAAAUAAAAAAUCUUCUAGAGUAA